AUGCGAUCUACCAUUGUUAUCCUCGCUCUCACAACAGCCCAUUUGGCUGCCGCUCACUUCGAGCUUCAAUACCCUUACUGGCGCGGCAACUCCUUCCUCCCGCCAGCUUCUCAGUAUCUGUUUCCAUGUGCAAACGUCAACACAACCGAAGAAUCCAACGCCAACCGCACGCUAUGGCCGUUGGACGGCGGCUCGCUCGUAAUCGACUUCCACCACCCAUGGACAUACGUGUCGUUCAACCUGGGCCUCGGCUCCAAUAUCACGACGUUCAAUAUCUCUCUGAACCCUAUGCUGCUCAACGAGACGGGCAACGGAACGAUAUGCAUCCCCAAAUGGACCCUACCUGCUGACCUCGACAUCACGGAUGGUACCGAGGCAAGCCUCCAGGUCAUCACCAUUGGAGACAGUGGCACUGCUUUGUACAAUUGCGCCGACAUCACCUUCAGCAGCAACGCGACAGUCCUCUCCGGCGACGCAUGCCAAAACACCACUGGCCUCGAUCUGUAUCCUCUUGUCCAGCAAGACGCAGACGGGUCUCUCGCUGACGCUACAGCCACAGUCACAGUCACGGCCAAUGCCGCGAUCGCGACCUCGACCAAUUCUGGCAUGAGUGUCAACGCCGACAUGAGCCGUAGGCUGGGCCUCGCGUGGACUGUACCGCUUUGCUUGGCUUUGGCAAUUGCGCUGCUGUGGUAA
Exophiala aquamarina CBS 119918 is the source of this 696-nucleotide messenger RNA. RefSeq lists its product as uncharacterized. The record is from RefSeq and is a predicted model, not a curated record. NCBI's taxonomy places the organism in Eukaryota, Fungi, Ascomycota, Eurotiomycetes, Chaetothyriales, Herpotrichiellaceae. The transcript has 3 exons. Bases 1 to 696 code for a protein of 231 amino acids.